This is a messenger RNA of Cydia strobilella, 1175 nucleotides long. Its product is annotated as muscle segmentation homeobox-like. NCBI's taxonomy places the organism in Eukaryota, Metazoa, Arthropoda, Insecta, Lepidoptera, Tortricidae. Gene Ontology annotation, biological process: embryonic morphogenesis; regulation of transcription by RNA polymerase II. Gene Ontology annotation, molecular function: RNA polymerase II transcription regulatory region sequence-specific DNA binding; DNA-binding transcription factor activity, RNA polymerase II-specific. Bases 118 to 1128 code for a protein of 336 amino acids. Gene Ontology annotation, cellular component: nucleus. The transcript has 3 exons. The record is from RefSeq and is a predicted model, not a curated record.
CUGCCCGGCCCGCCUCGAGGGCCUCCGCCGCUCCGGCCGCCAGUCCACCUCCGAGCGCCCGCAUGCGUACACGACACGAUCCCCCAGUGAACUGUGCUAAAUGGAACUGAACGUUCAAUGUUAAAGAAACAAAGCUACGAAGAGAAAGAAGUGAAUAUGGCGAUAGAAAGUGUUUCGAGGUACCCCAGAAGCCCAGCGGAGGCUACGGAGCCACCGAAGCCUUCGAGGAUAAGCUUUAGCGUGGCUUCCAUACUCGCGGACACGAAAGCUAACGAAGAGACUGCUGAAGUUCUGAGGCAUCAUAGGAGUAUUCCGGAAUCUCCUCUAAGACAAUCGCCGUCGGCUCAGCCCGAGCUGCCGGGUGGAAAGUCGUUGUCUCCACGGCCUUCUUCACAAACGCCUCCUUUGAAUUUGAACGCCUCAGCGACGGUGACGUCUUCGGAUGACGAAUACGAAGACGGUUCGAUAGUUGACGUGGAAGAUUUAAAUUUGCGGAACGGUCAGAGUGAGGACGAGGAGCGAUCGAAGGAGGAGAGGUUAGGGCCGGUGCGGCCGACGCCGUUCAGCGCGCUGGCAGCGGCGGCGGCGGCGUACCACGGGCUGGGCGGCUGGCCCGGCGCGCCCUCCGUCGUGCCUUCCUUUGGACCUCUGUUCCCUCCACACUUCAACGUUGGACACAUAACGGACGUCAACGGCGGCCCUCCGAAGCUAAAAUGCAACCUGCGCAAGCACAAGCCGAACCGCAAGCCGAGAACACCCUUCACAGCGCAGCAACUUAGAGCGCUCGAGAGCAAAUUCGUCGAGAAACAGUACCUUAGCAUCGCUGAGCGCGCCGAGUUCUCGUCCAGCUUAGGGUUAUCUGAAACUCAGGUAAAAAUCUGGUUUCAAAAUCGCCGAGCGAAAGCGAAGCGAGUGCAAGAAGCGGAGAUCGAGAAACUAAAAAUGGCGCAGUUCUCUCGCCACCCCCACCACUUGUAUCCCCACCCGCUGCAACAGUACUUCCACCCACAUCCCCUGAUGGGGGGCCGACCUAUGCCCCCGAUGGGCAUGCCGCCCCAUUUAGGCAUGGUUCAGAGCCCCGUGUCAGGGGGAUCGCCAUCACCUAGUACGCAAACUGGUCCGCAAUAAGAAUAUGAUAAAAAUGUGGGUCUGAUGAGUAAAAUGAAGAAUACAAA